AUGGUACUCCGGAGGAAUACAAAGCUUGCUCAAAACCGUACACAAAAGCUUAAGGCAGCAAAAAAAGAUGCCAAGGCUGAAAUCGACUCGUACAAGUCAAGCAAAUCAGACGAGUUGAAGAAGUUUGAAGAUGAGUUUGUUGGUGCAAACAAGAAGGCAGAGCAAGAUGCUGAAAAACAGGUUCAGGGAGAGUUGGAGAGCAUCAGAAAGACUGCUGCCUCAAAGAAGGAUGCUGUUGUGAAGUUGCUUACCGAAGCUGUUAGCACUCCUAAUCCGGAAUUGCCAAGAAACAUCAAGAAAGUGGAGGCCUGA
Molecule: messenger RNA, 312 nt
Organism: Brettanomyces bruxellensis
Lineage: Eukaryota; Fungi; Ascomycota; Pichiomycetes; Pichiales; Pichiaceae
Exons: 3
Coding region: 1-312 (103 amino acids)
Biological process (GO): proton transmembrane transport
Cellular component (GO): vacuolar proton-transporting V-type ATPase complex
Molecular function (GO): proton-transporting ATPase activity, rotational mechanism
Source: RefSeq, a predicted model, not a curated record